AUGGUCUUCGAUCACCGUUGUUAUGGACUGUUUCGUCGAAACGGCGUCAUCAUCCCCGACCUGGUUUCUAAAAAGGGCAACCAACGUGUGUACUGGGUCAGUGUUGACUUUAGUAUUUUCAACUUACGUGUUGCAGAUAACGGGAGUGCAGGACUGAUGCGUCUAAUGGCCGAACAGAUUCGCUCGGGAGUUGCAGUUAUCAGCAAGGAGCCCCUGCACCACGAGAAACCUGCUUUUCUUUCACUGCCUGUAGUUGGAGCCCCUGAUCUCCCAAGGAAAGAUAUCCUGGAAGCCGCCGCUGAGAAUGCGGAUUGGCGCCAUGAGGAGAUUGUGUGUGGUCGGCUCACCCUUGAUGAUGAUAACAUCAUCGCAUGUCUCCGACCACUUGAGGAGAUUAAUGGCGCUUAG
This is a messenger RNA of Penicillium salamii, 408 nucleotides long. NCBI's taxonomy places the organism in Eukaryota, Fungi, Ascomycota, Eurotiomycetes, Eurotiales, Aspergillaceae. The record is from the annotation of a GenBank genome assembly.